GUUAUAUGGCAGCAAACGUUGAUGAGCGUGCCGCCUGUGUUCACUGGUGGUUGAAUAUCUGCUAUGACGUCGUAAGGUCUAUUGCAGUGCCCUGCGCGCAUGGGAAAAUGUUGGUCUCGAUCGAGCGCGCUGCAUUUUCAUUCAACGCGGACAGACCUGUGAUUGCUUGAUAGGCCAACAGUAUUACCUUCGCCGUCCCCGAAACGUCGAACCUCCUCGGUGUGAUUUCAAAAUGGCACCAGAUCUUUCGGAGGCGCUGCAGCUCAUUGAUGCAGCUCAUAGCGAGGAUCCGAACAAGGUCGAAAUAAACGGGCAUUCGAUACCUUACGAGCUGCAUUAUGCCCAAAAGAUGACCAAGUACCUCGACCUGCAUACACCGGACGCCGACGCGCUCGUGCGAACGGCCGCUCGAGCCCAGCACUUCCGCAGGUGGGAGAUUCCUCGCGACUCUUAUCCCAAGACGAGACCUGGUUAUUUUGCAUGGAGGACAUUUCUGAAAAAGCGGCAGGCAGAACAAGUCAAACAAUUAUGUCUGAGGUGCGAUUACAGUGUCGAAGAGGCAGAUAAGGUGGCUGCGCUGAUAGCAAAGGAAGAACUCAAGAAGGGCGAAGGCAAGGGCGAUGCGGACGCUCAAGUCAUUGAGGAUGUGGCCUGUCUGGUUUUCCUGGAUGAUCAAUUCGACGAGUUCGAAAAGAAUCACGACGAGGACAAAAUCAUCAGUAUAUUACAAAAGACUUGGGUCAAGAUGGGCGACCGCGGUCAUCAACUUGCUUUGGCCAUGGAUCUGAGUCCUCGCGCGAAAGAGCUCGUUGGGAAGGCAUUGGCCGGCUGAUUUUACAUUCUCAAAGACCGCGCAAGAGCAUGACAACUCCGUCGUCUCAGGCCAGCGAGCAUGACUGCAGCAAUCUCCAAACGGAACCCGGCACAGUUCAUACUUGUGUCAUGUUGCGCAACCAGCAUGCAAGCAACGAAGUAUGUUUUGAAAGAUUGGAACAAAACCCUGCUUAGAAGUCUGUGUGCCUCGUUUCAGCUGCAUUCUUCAAGAGUGCAGAACUGGCAUCGGUUGGUCAGCGGAUGACUUAAAAGAAAUACGGGCAUCGUGCAGUGCGACUAUCAGAGCACUGUCAUCCGGCACAUCAACGCUCGAUUUGAGAG
Exophiala viscosa is the source of this 1155-nucleotide messenger RNA. RefSeq lists its product as uncharacterized. Lineage: Eukaryota; Fungi; Ascomycota; Eurotiomycetes; Chaetothyriales; Herpotrichiellaceae. The coding region runs from base 233 to 832 and encodes 199 amino acids. The transcript has a single exon. The record is from RefSeq and is a predicted model, not a curated record.